Aptenodytes forsteri (emperor penguin) is the source of this 1474-nucleotide messenger RNA. It is a transcript of the gene RPL7L1, whose product is annotated as ribosomal protein L7 like 1. The record is from RefSeq and is a predicted model, not a curated record. NCBI's taxonomy places the organism in Eukaryota, Metazoa, Chordata, Aves, Sphenisciformes, Spheniscidae. Gene Ontology annotation, cellular component: cytosolic large ribosomal subunit. The transcript is spliced from 7 exons. Gene Ontology annotation, biological process: maturation of LSU-rRNA from tricistronic rRNA transcript (SSU-rRNA, 5.8S rRNA, LSU-rRNA). The coding region runs from base 1 to 729 and encodes 242 amino acids. Gene Ontology annotation, molecular function: RNA binding; structural constituent of ribosome.
AUGUGCUGCCUCCUCACACGGCCCCUGCUGCCCGAGAGGCGAGGUCGUCUCUCUUCCCGCUUUACAGGACCCUGGCCACGUUUGAGAUCCUUUCCUCAACAAGGGAAGCACCAGAAGGGGAAACAAAUCCAGUUUAAACGCCUUGAGGCUUUUGUUCGAGAUUCAUGGCGCAAACAGCGAGAUGACAUCAGGCUGAGGCGCAUGGAGCAGAGACCUGGACAGACGGCUGUACCUCAGGAGCACAAACUAGCCUUUGUUGUGCGGAUUGUAGAUAUUAACGGAGUGAGUAGGAGGGUAAAAAGAGUGAUUGAGUUGCUGCGGCUGAGAAAAAAUUUCACUGGAACAUUUGUUAAACUGACUCCUUUAUCGCUGAAGAUGCUGCGGAUUGUGGAACCUUACGUGGCGUGGGGACACCCUAACCUGAAAUCUGUACGAGAGCUCAUCCUGAAACGGGGCCAAGCCAAGAUCAAGAAAAAGAGGGUGCCUCUGACAGACAAUAUGCUGAUAGAGGAACAUUUAGGGGUCUAUGGUAUUAUUUGCCUGGAAGACCUUAUUCAUGAAAUCUACUCAGCUGGGAAGUAUUUCAAAAAAGUCACAAACUUCCUCUGGCCAUUCCAUCUGUCAGUGGCUCGCCAUGCUUCACGUAACAAAGUGGGUUUCCUCAAGGAAAUGGGUAAGCCUGGCUGCAGAGGUGAAGCAAUCAACCAGCUUAUACGUCAGCUGAACUAGUCAGGGUCUUUGUGAAAACUUCAGGAUUUAUAACCUGUUCCUUUUCGCAUGUAGUUUUCAUGGACAUCUCUAUGCAAUGAUACACUAUCUCUCUUGACUGUUGGUGCCUCUAUAAAAAAGGAAAAAAUACACCGAUGAUGGUGAAGAUGGACUUCGGGCUGGUCCUUAAAGAAGAAGAUAAAUUGUAUUUGGUAUAAGGAAGUGACUUGAACUUCCCGGAGCAAUCUCACUUCUGCAUCUCUGUUAAAACAAGGGGGUUUUUUUAUAUUCGUUACUGCUGGCUCUGUACCAGUCACCUGAUCUCAUCUUGGGUAUAAAGCAGUGGUUGGCAGUUCCUGAUUUCAAUUUCUGUUACAGUUGACUUGCACUCACUGCUUUGAUCCAGUCCUCCCCAGGGGCAGUGCUUGAAGCUGCACUCCCUGAAGUGCACCUCCUUCUAGGUAUAAAGGGGUAGUGCAGUCACCUGUUUAAGAAUGUUGCUGACAGGCAGAAGAAAACACUAGGUAUUCCUCUGUUACCACAGCACAAGCCCUAGCAGUGAAUAAUGUAACAUUUCUUGAAGUACCUAGAUUGUAUUUAUUUUGAAAAGCCGUGAUUUUGUGCUACUGACUUAGAACAGGCUGCCUUUUCAAUUCUGCUAGAUUGGGACUGCUGGAGAGAACUAUUUCCUGGCAGGAAAGCCCAGAAACUUGUAGUACAGUGGUGGAGUAUGUGUAAUCAAUGUUUUUUAAAUAAACUUUUGAAG